UGCAUUGGCAUUGCUGCCUGCGCUGCCUCAAUUGUUCAUGUCUGUAAUGCCUCGCUCCCCUCCGUGAUAUUGGAGCCCGAUCAUGGCUAGCACUACCGCGACGACCGCAGCGCCCGAUCCACCAUCCUCGACGAGCACUACUCAGCCCCCGGACGCAACCGAGCCCCGGACAGUGACUGAAGACGUAUCAAGCUCCCCGCCCACCUCCAUACGGCCCAGUCUCUCGUGGAAGUCGUUCCGCUCGUCUAUCACACUGUCAGAGAAAGCUUCAUCCCAUCUCGGCUGGGCAAUAGCAUUUCUCAGCGUAUUAUUCACCAUCGUAGCGCUCUCACCCGCAUUUAAGUCACAGGAUACGUCGGAGAAAUCGUUGAGAUUGGCCGAAUGGACGGCAUUGAAGGACUAUAUUGAAGAGUGUAGGGAAGAGCUCGCGGCGGGAAUACAGAGUCAGGCAUGUCUGCGAGCUAUGAAGGCGAAGCUACCACCGCCUCCAUACGUGAAACCGGGGAUACUUGAUAGGAUGAGGAGGGGCUUGUUGCAAGAACACUACGGGAAGCACAAUGGAACAAGCAGAGGCAUGCAGGUCAAACAAGAAGAACUGCAUAUUCCGAGGGUCGUUCAGGGGAUUGUUUUCCUUGGAAUCCUCUUGACAGCUUGCGUAUUCCUCUUCCUCAGCUUCGAAAGCACCCGGUCCCGCAUUCGGCGUCAAUCGCACCCGCUAGAUGCUUAUGGACAAGUGGAGAAGCUAGUACACGAAGGCGAGAUCGCAACAACUACCAUUUGUCAGCCUCCUAGUCCCGCCGAAGGCUCUUUACGUCGUCGCGCCGUCCGCACACACCCAAUAUACCAACGUUCUAGUCUUGGGUCGGCUAUACAUCAUGAAGACAUGGCUGAGAUCAGAAUGCGCCUUCGGAACGGAGAAGACGUAAACCAACAUUGGUCUUAUCUUAUAUACAAAUUGGCAAUCACGCCUUCCACAGCGGUGACGGGGAAACAGCUCGAGAUUGCGCAACUCUUUCUGGAUUUCGGCGCCGACGUAAAUGCACUCAAGGGCUGGAACGGGCAAUCGGCCCUCAUGAUCGCGAUCCACUUCGGCAACUUGGACGUCGCGAAACUGCUCAUCGCCAAUGGAGCGACGGUGUGGUAUUCACCUCCACUGAUUGCCUCGGAGAAACACCACUACACAAACUUCUCAUCGAUGCAUGGUUUCAAAGGCACGACGCCGCUUGCAUGAAGAAGCUCUUUCCGAUCGCUCUAUGUCUCAUCCAACAUGGCGCUCAUAUGCCGGUGACAAUUAAGGAGAAGUAUGUCAUUGGAAACCCGCUUUGGGGUGUUGUGUAUAUGGCCAUCUGAGAGAUCGAAUGGCCGGAGGAUGUCGGCCCUGACAGGCGUAUGCAGAGAGUCGGUAGAUUUUUCGUCGCGGAGGAGGAGGCUGGAGCAAUGACGGAGGAUGACGCGGAGAAUACACGGCAUGGAGGCCGUGGAGAGAUGAUGGAGGUUAGCAGAGAUGCUAGGGGCAGGAUAACGGUUGAGU
Trematosphaeria pertusa is the source of this 1531-nucleotide messenger RNA. RefSeq lists its product as uncharacterized. The record is from RefSeq and is a predicted model, not a curated record. NCBI's taxonomy places the organism in Eukaryota, Fungi, Ascomycota, Dothideomycetes, Pleosporales, Trematosphaeriaceae. The transcript has a single exon. Bases 83 to 1231 code for a protein of 382 amino acids. Gene Ontology annotation, molecular function: protein binding.